Telopea speciosissima is the source of this 1700-nucleotide messenger RNA. Its product is annotated as pectinesterase. The transcript has 2 exons. Gene Ontology annotation, biological process: cell wall modification. The coding region runs from base 9 to 1700 and encodes 563 amino acids. NCBI's taxonomy places the organism in Eukaryota, Viridiplantae, Streptophyta, Magnoliopsida, Proteales, Proteaceae. Gene Ontology annotation, molecular function: pectinesterase inhibitor activity; pectinesterase activity. The record is from RefSeq and is a predicted model, not a curated record.
GAUCAACAAUGUCUACUCUGAGAAGAAGAAGAAGAAUUCUUUUUUCUCUCUUACCCAUUUUAGGACUCUUGUUGCUUCUACAAUUCUCACCAAAUCGAUCAAAGCAGAGCCCCAAAACCACUAAAACCCCAAAAUGGCAUAUCCACCACCACCUCAAAGUGGCCCAUUCAGCUUGUGAAGGCACCUUGUACCCAGAACUCUGCGUUUCAACGAUCUCCACCAUUCCAAACAUCGCCACUAAAUCCAUCCCCCAAAUCAUUUCUGCCACUGUUAACCAAACCGUGGCUGAAGUCCACUCUUCGGCUUCCAAUUGCAGCAGCAUUCGCAAGAAAGAAAAGAAAAUUCUAGACCCACUCCAAAAGAGGGCUCUCGAUGAUUGUCUCGAACUCUUUAGCGAAACGGUUGCUGAGCUUAAAUCCUCUCUCUCUGAUUUAUCGAAAACCUCAACUUUGAAGCGUUACCAUGACUUGCAGACGCUGUUGAGUGGAGCAAUGACGAACCAGUACACUUGUCUCGAUGGGUUCGCUUACAGCAACGGGAAAGUGAGGAAGAAAAUUGAGAAGAGAUUGUACCGUAUCAGUCGUUUGGUUAGUAAUUCCUUAGCGAUGCUCAAGAAAUUGAAAAUCGCUAACAUCUCUUCCACUUCCAAGAGUAAAGAGGCAUUUCCAGGUUACGGGAAGAUGGUAGAUGGGUUUCCGAGUUGGGUGUCGAAGAAGGAUCGAAGGUUGUUGCAGACAUCGAUCAACGCAACGAAAUACGAUCUGGUUGUGGCUAAAGAUGGGAGUGGGAACUUCACUACAAUCAGCGAUGCUGUGGCUGCGGCUCCUAACUCAACGACGACGAGGUUCGUCAUUUAUAUAAAAGCUGGUGCGUACUUGGAAAAUGUGGAGGUGGUGAGCAAGAAGACCAUGUUGAUGUUCAUCGGAGAUGGAAUUGAGAAGACGGUGGUCAAAGCUAGCCGGAAUGUGGUGGAUGGUUGGACUACUUUUCGAUCUGCAACUGUCGCUGUAGUGGGAAAUGGCUUCAUUGCUCGGGACAUGUCCUUCGAGAACUCGGCUGGACCCAGUAAACAUCAAGCAGUGGCCUUAAGAAGCGGUUCUGAUCUAUCAGCUUUCUAUCGCUGCAGCUUCGUGGGUUACCAAGACACUCUUUACGUCCAUUCCCUUCGGCAGUUCUACAGAGAAUGCGAUAUCUACGGCACCGUCGACUUCGUCUUCGGCAACGCUGCUGUGGUGUUACAGAAUUGUAACCUCUACGCUCGUAAACCCAACGAAGAACAAAAGAAUAUCUUCACCGCACAGGGAAGGGAAGAUCCGAACCAGAACACCGGAAUUUCCAUAAUCAACUCCAAGGUUGCAGCAGCAGCGGAUCUCAUUCCGGUGAAAUCCUCUUUCAAGAAUUACUUGGGUCGACCAUGGAAAGAGUACUCAAGGACUGUGUUCAUACGUUGCAAUUUGGAAGAUCUGAUCGACCCGGCCGGUUGGUUAGAAUGGUCGGGUGAUUUUGCUUUGAGUACACUUUAUUAUGGGGAGUAUAAGAAUGUAGGAGCUGGUUCGAAUACCACUAAAAGAGUGACGUGGCCUGGUUAUAGGGUUAUCACUAACUACACUGAGGUUAGUCAGUUCUCAGUUGCCAACUUCAUUGAUGGGAAUGAAUGGCUACCAGGAACUCAGAUUUCCUAUACCGCUAAUAUCAGUUAA